AUGCGCUUCAACAACGUAGCUGGACUUGCCUUGGGCCUCGCUAUCCCCACUGGCGCCCUUUCUAUUCCUCGGGAUGCAGCUCCUGAGCCUGCUGGCAAGGUCGUCGCUGGCAAGAUCGUCGCGCAGUUGUUCUGCGACAUUGUCGGGGGUCUUGUCACCGUAGCAAAGCAGCAGCCCCAAGCCACAAGCUUUUGUUCUUCCUACCUCAAGAUCCCCGUUGUUACGAAGACUUCCACGGUGACUUCCUUCACUGCGACCAUUACCGCAACGGCCACAAUUACGUCGGGGUCAAUUACGACCACCGAUGCAACCAACACGAUUACGGCGACUAACACAGCCACUGUGACGGCUUCCGCCACGAUUACCGAAACGACAACAACAACAGAAACCAUCAACACUGUCGCAUACUCUUCAAUCACUGCAUGCGCAUCCCCGGGCGCUAUACAGAAGCGGGGCGCCUAUGUCCCCCCGAAGAAGCCUUCAUGCUUUAACAACUACAUCGAAGGCCAGGCCCUUUCUUCAGCAUGCAAAUGUCUGUCUGUGCCUACCUCUAGCACAACUACAACAACGACCUUGAGCCUGCCCACCACCAUCACGACUUCAGUUACAGUACCUCUGACCAUCCUCGCAACCGCAACCAAUACCGAUACCGCAACCGUCACAAACACCAUCACAAACACAGCAACCGAGACCUCCACCGUCACGGAGCGGACAACCAUCAUUACAGGAACAUCGCAAGUCAUCGCCAUCCCCACCUUCACAGUCUACGCCAUCGGCGGCGACAACAGCGGAAACCCCAUUGGGUAUGCGGGCGGCAACACCGUAGGCAAUUCGCGCGGCCUGAGCCCCGUCCUCCAAUUCACCACAGUCGACAACAACAAGCUACAAGUGCUCAACGGGCCGGAUGCUGGCUCCAUCGGCAAAACAGAUCCCAACGCUGGGGCAAGUGAAGCUUAUGUUUACUUUGGUAACACGGCUAGUGGACUACAGGAUACAGUCUGCGAGGUUACGUAUAAUAGUGCUGAUGGGACUUGCCCGCUGUCUUGCCAGGCUGCGAGGGGUACGACGAGUUAUGAUUGUGGCGUUUAUUGGAGGAUUGCUAGUGAUGCUGAUGCGAGUGGUUGUUACAAGUUUACUCCUUAUGCUGUUGGUGGACCCUAA
Alternaria rosae is the source of this 1161-nucleotide messenger RNA. RefSeq lists its product as uncharacterized. The transcript has 3 exons. Lineage: Eukaryota; Fungi; Ascomycota; Dothideomycetes; Pleosporales; Pleosporaceae. Bases 1 to 1161 code for a protein of 386 amino acids. The record is from RefSeq and is a predicted model, not a curated record.